Nycticebus coucang (slow loris) is the source of this 2279-nucleotide messenger RNA. It is a transcript of the gene TSPAN10, whose product is annotated as tetraspanin 10. Lineage: Eukaryota; Metazoa; Chordata; Mammalia; Primates; Lorisidae. The record is from RefSeq and is a predicted model, not a curated record. Gene Ontology annotation, cellular component: membrane. The transcript is spliced from 4 exons. Bases 126 to 1157 code for a protein of 343 amino acids.
UGCUCUCUCAGCUACAGACUUCAGAGCAGCUUGGGGACACAGCACCAGCUCCAGCAGCCCAGCCAGAGGGACCAGCACACUUUUCCUAGUGUCUGUGCCAAGGGGUAUUCCCUCCCAGCAUCGAGAUGGAGGAUGGGGAAAGAAGCCCCUUGCUGUCCCAGGACACUGAAGGCCAGAAGCCAGCCCUCUCCAUGAACAAUUCACCCACUUCAAGCCACUCAGAUCCAGCACUUCAGGAGGGCCAGGUGAGGGCCUGGGGCUGCAGCUGCUAUCCUCCUGGGGCCAAGCACAGGGCCUGGACAGAAGACCCAGCGCUUUCCCUCCCUGCAGGGAGCAGCUGCAUCAAGUAUCUCACCUUCCUCUCCAACUUCCUCUUCUCCCUGCUGGGCCUGUUGGUCCUGGCGAUUGGGCUAUGGGGCCUGGCUGUCAAGGGAUCUCUGGGGAGUGAUUGGGGAGGGCCUCUACCUGUAGACCCCAUGCUGGGGCUGGCCUUGGGGGGGCUGGUGGUCAGCUCAGUGAGCCUGGCCGGCUGCCUGGGCGCCCUCUGUGAGAACACCUGUCUGCUGUGCUGCUUCUCUGGGAGCACCCUUGCCAUCCUGGUGCUUGAGACUGUGGCAGGGGCCCUAAUGGUGGCCCUCUGGGGGCCACUGCAGGACAGCCUGGAGCAUAUCCUGCAUAUGGCCAUCACCCACUACCAGGAUGACCUGGACCUGAGUUUCCUGAUGGACCAAGUCCAACUUGGCCUGCAGUGUUGUGGGGCGGUGUCCUACCAGGACUGGCAGCAGAACCUGUACUUUAAUUGUAGCUCUCCUGGGGUACAGGCCUGCAGUCUUCCUGCCUCCUGCUGCAUCGACCCCCGGGAGGAUGGAGCCUCCGUCAACUACCAGUGCGGCUUCGGGGCCCUGCGCCUGGGUGCGGACGCCGCUGGGAGAGUGGUGUACCUGGAAGGCUGUGGCCCCCCGCUGCGGCGCUGGCUGCGACGUCAACUCCCUGCCGUGGGCGUUUCCGCGAUAGUGGCUGCGGGCGUCCAGGGGGCGGAGCUCCUGCUGGCCACCCAGCUGAUUCGGGCCCUCACUGUCCGAAAGGGGGCAACCAAGGAUCCCGGAACCGACAAGGAGCGUGGAGCUGACCCCCGGAGGCGCCUGACUCCCAGCUAAGCAGGCCGCGCCCGCUCUGCUCUUCCCUGAAUCUGGCAAGCGGGAUACCGGCCGUGCUGCUGGGGAGGGAGGCCUCUCCUCGCCCAGGGACGGCCUCGGAGGGACCCACUGUGGUUGCUUGUGGACGCGCACGCCAGACACCGGACCUCUUCCACCUGUAGUGCCACCGGCACCCAGGGUCCGCUUCCUGGAGGCCCGUGCUGCCCUGCCCGCCUCCACCCAAUGGUGCCAUUUCCCCAAGGCCCAGCUAGCUUGGUCUUGGCGCUGCCGCCUGGUUUCGCUUCGGCUUCCGCAUCCACCUACCCCGCCCCUGACACUCGCUCGGCCUGAGUGUCUGGCCGCGCCUGCCCACCACAGAGAGGACCAGGCCAAGUAGCCCGGACCUCUAGAAGAGCACGCAGGGACGCCUGCAGUGUAUCCUGAUGCCUAAACCACCCUGCGAGCCCUCCUUCGGGAGCCCUGCCCCGUCACGGAGCCCCGCCCCUGAAACCCUCCCCUUCGUCUGAGCCUCACCUUUUCCUUUGGGCCGCCCUCACUUUUCUGGUCCUGGGCGCUCCAGGUCCGGUCUAAGCCCCUCCCUCCAGAGAGCGUUCUGGGGGAAAGUAGAAGUUGCACUCAGGUGUAUCUCUCGCGCAUAAAGCUCAUGACCUUCAGGGGGCAGCGUGAGUUCUUCCCUUCCUAGUUCCCCACCUGGAGCCCCGGGAACCACCGCAGGUCCCGUGAGGGUAUCGCCCUGCCCAGGCUGGCUACUGGCCAGCAUGGCAGCAUUUGGCUUUCACACAGUGGAACGCCGUGGCGCUUCCGGGCAGGUUGCUGUGUGGAUAGCCUCCACGCCCGCCGGGACCACGUGCACGGGCGCCCAUUGUGAAGGCCCUGAUGCUGAGACGGUUUCCACAGGUGUGUGCAGACCCCUCCUCCUCACCUGGUGAACCCCAACAGCCCAUGUGGUAGGAUCUGAAGCUCCAUGGUGGGAGAAGAAGUGAAGGGCAUGGCAAGGGGUACCCUCAGUACAGAGCAGGUACAGCUGGGGCUAUUGGGACUGCAGGGGGCCCUAGGCGCCUCAGAGGAGGACGUAGGCAGGGGCCGCAGGUAUUUCUGAGGGGGACCUAGGAGCCUCCUAUU